This is a messenger RNA of Lottia gigantea (owl limpet), 1308 nucleotides long. RefSeq lists its product as hypothetical. Gene Ontology annotation, molecular function: alpha-galactosidase activity. NCBI's taxonomy places the organism in Eukaryota, Metazoa, Mollusca, Gastropoda, Lottiidae. The transcript is spliced from 8 exons. Bases 82 to 1287 code for a protein of 401 amino acids. Gene Ontology annotation, cellular component: cytoplasm. The record is from RefSeq and is a predicted model, not a curated record. Gene Ontology annotation, biological process: glycosylceramide catabolic process; glycoside catabolic process; oligosaccharide metabolic process.
CAUCAAUUACACUUAUCUCGAUAGCAUCUUUUAAUUCAUAUUUCUUACACUUUCUGGACUGGAAGAAUCUACCACCAGGCGAUGGCAUUUCUUUUCCUUUUGGUCUGUGUUUUGCCAAUACUCGUACAAUCAGCAGACAAUGGACUAGCUAGGACACCACCAAUGGGAUGGCUAGAUUGGGAAAGAUUUAGAUGUAAUACAGACUGUGUUAAUGAUCCGGACAACUGUAUAAGUGAAAAUCUCAUUAAGACUAUGGCAGAUCUCAUGGCAUCUGAAGGAUAUAAAGAUGCUGGUUAUGAGUAUGUAUGCAUUGAUGAUUGCUGGCCUUCUCAUGAGCGAGGACCAGAUGGUCGUCUUGUCCCGGAUCCAGAGAGGUUUCCAAGUGGAAUGAAAGCCUUGGCAGAUUAUGUGCACAGUAAAGGUCUCAAGCUUGGAAUUUAUGAAGAUUUUGGUACUGAAACAUGUGCCAAGUAUCCAGGGAGCGAAUUCUAUCUCCAAACUGAUGCCCAAACCUUUGCUGAUUGGGGAAUAGAUCUGUUAAAAUUUGAUACUUGUAACUCGUAUUCUUCAGAUUUUCAAUACGGUUUUCCAGCUAUGGCAUUUUACUUGAAUCAAACGGGAAGACCAAUACUAUUCUCUUGUGAAUGGCCUCAUGGGGAAAGUGAAAGUAACUUUACCGCAAUACGACAGGCUUGUAAUAUGUGGAGAACCGGAUUGGAUAUAGAAGAUUCUUGGGACAGCGUAGUGGGUGUUAUUGAUUUUUAUGCUAAAGAUGCUCAAAAUUUUAGUAGCUUUUCUGGUCCUGGUGGUUGGGCAGAUCCAGAUGAGGUGAUAGUGGGUGAUUUUGGAUUAAGUUAUGAAGAAGAACGGGCUCAUUUUGGUAUGUGGGCAAUGUUUGCAUCUCCCUUGCUGAUGUCAGUAGAUUUGAGGAACAUUAGAAACUCGUCAAAAGCUUUGUUACAAAAUAGAAAUAUAUUAGCUAUAAACCAAGAUCCCUUGGGUCAUCAGGCUACCCUUAAGAUGGAACUGGCUAAUGGAUAUGUCUACGUCUUUACCAGAACAUUAGUUGAUAAUAAGAUAGCUGUAGCGGUAUUGAAUAAAGCAUUCAACGGAAUGCCUACCAGUGUUACUAUGACCGGAAAGGACCUGGGACUAACAGACGAAAGUGGUUAUACAAUAACAGAUGGUUUUACUGGUGAUCAAAUAGGAUCUUAUGGACCCACUUCAGAAAUUAUCCAAAAUGUUAACCCUUCGGGUAUUGUUAUUUUUGUAGCUACACCAAAAUAAGAAUAAAUCUCUUAUUAAAUA